Molecule: messenger RNA, 708 nt
Organism: Stereum hirsutum FP-91666 SS1
Lineage: Eukaryota; Fungi; Basidiomycota; Agaricomycetes; Russulales; Stereaceae
Exons: 2
Coding region: 1-708 (235 amino acids)
Source: RefSeq, a predicted model, not a curated record
AUGUCGGAAGAGGACCGCGUUAAAGCCUUCAAGUUCAUGGCUGCUGCAUCUGCUGAUCUUCGCUUUACUGCUGACCAAAAAGUACCUGACCUCUGCAGCUCGAGACUGGCAGCCUGCUUCCCCAUACUGUCCCCCCCUGACGAUGCGCUACCUGAAACUACUUCGUGGUCAGAUUUCGCGAGGCAGGGUAGGCUUGUCUUGGACGAACCCUCUGACCCCAACGACGGCUGCUACCUUUCCGAUCCAGACGGGUCUUCGUCCGAUCUCUACCCGUGGGACAAGUUCCUCGCGAGCCCCGAUAGUGAUGGCUCACUCGAACCUCCCUUACUCCACCCCGUUGAAAGAUACGCCUCGCGUGACUGGGAUGUGACUCAUGUUGUACCUCGCACCUACGUCGAGCAUAUGAGAAUCAUGAAUCUGGUUGAGCGAUCUGACAAUAUGCUCAUCGACAAGCAGGCAGCACGGGAAUCCCACGCGAUCGGCGGCGCACCAAUUCCCCCAAAACGUCGCCUUUCUGGCCGAAGAUUCGAACCUUUAGAUAGAGUGAUGUACGAGUUUAAGGAACUUGACUGGUGGCUUCAUCUUCUCGAGUCACCACAGCGAGGUUACAUCCCUCCUCGAAAGGCUCCGGAACAACCUCUUAACCCAAAAAACUCUGCCUGGUUCGAGGAACAAUAUGACUACAUCGGUCAAGUCGCCGAUAUGUAG